This is a messenger RNA of Neodiprion virginianus, 1620 nucleotides long. RefSeq lists its product as uncharacterized. The record is from RefSeq and is a predicted model, not a curated record. The transcript has 5 exons. NCBI's taxonomy places the organism in Eukaryota, Metazoa, Arthropoda, Insecta, Hymenoptera, Diprionidae. Bases 336 to 1565 code for a protein of 409 amino acids.
ACAUUUGUUAUAGAUACGAUAUAAGUAACGUAAAACUCCGUAUACUCGACACGGUAUUCUUGCAUUUCGCGACGAGUGGAAGUUAGCUUUUUGCUGAAUUAAGUUCGCUUCUCUUGUUGUUUCUUCCUGUCUCAUUACCAUUGUUUUUCCAACCAAGAAAUUCACACAGUGAUCAGAAGUGAAUUGUAUGCGAAAUUUUAGAGCCUACGCACAGUAAAGUUUUACUCGUCAAGCAAGGUCAAUUCUGCACAUUUUUUCGGAAUCUGCUGCACAUUAUUCUAGUGUGCAGUUUUAUUUACCGUGUAUUCUACAAUUGGAUAUUUGUGGGCUUAACCAUGGCGACAGAAAGCCCGAUCUGGCUCAACGCAUCUUACGUGCAGAAGGUUCUACGAAAGACUGAAAAUGAUGAAUCGAUCGAGGUUUCUGAUAUCACCGUAAAAUCCGCGACCGCGAAAGGAGACAAUUAUUUGAGUGCUAUGUAUCGUGUGACAUUUAAAUUUUUGCGGAUCCAAGGUGGACGCAAAGUUGGAGGGGAAAAAUCAAUUAUAGUGAAAACUACAUUCGAAGGCACCUCUUUAGCGGAAUUGAUAGAGGAAUUGGAAGUUUUCCAUACCGAGCUAUCGAUGAUGUCGGUCACAUUGCCGAAAAUGAACGAAAUCUUAUCAAAAGCAUCGUUGCCGCAAUUGGGUGCAGAAUGUCUGUACUAUCAGUACGAGAAGCCAACUCAUAUGAUAGUUGAAGAUCUGGCACCUAAAGGAUUCACGAUGGCUGAUCGCGAAAAAGGUCUCGAUCUAGACCACUGCUUAGUAGCGAUUCGAAAUCUGGCCAGAUUUCACGCAGCUUCAGUUGCACUCGUAGAAAAGGAUCCCGACGCGCUUGCGACGUACAACAAGGGGGUAUUUCGCGAGAACCAGACUCCUUUACUGAUUACUUACCUUAAAGCAUGUGUAAAAUCUCUUGCUAAUGUAACACCUUAUUGGCACGAAUUGAGUCCAAGGAUUUCGGAGAAAAUUAUGAAACUAUCGGACGUCGUAUUCGCCAAGGGAUGCGAAGCUGCCCACUUUCGAGAAGACGAAUUUACUGUUCUCAACCACGGAGAUUUUUGGAUAAACAAUAUGAUGUUCGUCUACGACGAACGGCGUGUACCUGUUAAUUGUAUAUUCGUGGAUUUCCAAAUAUGUCACCGUGGCUCACCAGCAAACGAUAUUUUAUAUUUUAUUGGUACAAGUCCGAGUGACGAUGUCCGAGUUUUACACCGAGAAUUGCUUCUACACGAGUAUCACGCCUCGUUGGCCGUUGCCAUGAGGAAUAUGAAUUGCAGUACGAAAGUACCGAGCUUUGAAAAUCUCCAAGAGGCGUUGAAGAAGCGAGCUUUUUUGGAAGUGAUUGCCAACAUGAUAUCACUGCCGAUUGUUUCAAUUGAAAAAGGAACGGACCUCGACAUUUCAAAGAUCGCGGGUUCAGCGGAUAAAAGCAGUCAUUCAGGUUACCAUAGAAAGUCGUACAAGGAAAUCAUGAUCAGGGUUCUGCCACUGUACGAUAGCUUAGGAUUAUUGGAUGUGUAAGGACGUUUCAAAUCCACUGUACAUUUUACAAUUAAAACAGAAUAUCGACAUGUAA